Molecule: messenger RNA, 1980 nt
Organism: Henningerozyma blattae CBS 6284
Lineage: Eukaryota; Fungi; Ascomycota; Saccharomycetes; Saccharomycetales; Saccharomycetaceae
Gene: RPN4
Product: stress-regulated transcription factor RPN4
Exons: 1
Coding region: 1-1980 (659 amino acids)
Source: RefSeq, a predicted model, not a curated record
AUGGCUUCUACAGAAUUACCUUUAAAAAGAACUAUUGAUGAUGUGUUGGAAGACGAGUUAUACCAUUGGAAUUGGAAUAAUUUGCAUUCUGCUUCUGAUCCCAUCUAUUAUAAUAAGUUAACCCUUCCCUCAAACAAUACUGGUAACUCUAGCAUCUCUAGUAACAAUUACACUCUUUCUAACGACAUGAUCAAUAAUAAUAAUAAUACUGAUGACUUACUUGAUAGAAAUAAUUCCAAUGAAAUUCAACAUAUUAUCGAAGUUCCUUGGAAUGAUGAUUAUUAUAAUCAUUAUACAACCACUAAUACCUCUAAUACCAAUGGCUUUAGCUAUGAAUCUGGAGGAAUAAUCACUGAUAAGGUCCAACAUAUCUUUAAACAAUUCUCUGAUCCUACUUUAACUACUCAAUCCAUCAAUUCCUUUAUAAAGAGAAAUGAAUCAACUUGUUCAUUAUCACAUUCUCGCUCUACAACUAAUAAUACCCAAUACAGUUCAACAUCGUCCAAUAAUAAUCGUUCCGCCAAUAACAAUAAUAAACUUGCAACUCAAUUAUUAUCUUCCCAAACUUCACAACCAAUAAGUAAUUCAUCGUCGAUAGAUAGUACUACAGCUUCUGAGUUAGGUAUAGACGUUAAAAAUAUUAUGAAAUUUAAUGGUUCUUUGGAAAGAAAGAUUAGUCAUAAGAACGCUAAGAACAAUAAUAGCAAUAAUGACAGAAAAGUCUUGGCUACUCUACCUACUAAUAUAACACCAACUUCUAUAUCGACUUCAAAUGAGUUUACUACUAAUAUUAAAAAUUUAAAUUUGGCUACCAUAUCAAAUAAUGAAAGACAUUCAUCAAGCAUGCUAAAUUUACCAAAAAAAUCAUUAGUAGCUGAUUAUUCUUUGUCAUCUUCAACUUUAUCACCUACGCCAUUAUCACCUACACCAUCAUCAACUGAUUUAAUUGAUAGUUCAAUUUCCAUAAUAAGAAAUGAUUCUACAAAUAGUCUCUUAAAUAAUUCAGAUAGUCAAUUUGAUCUUGAUUUAAAUUUAAGUUUAAAUGAUGAUGCAAAUAAUGACAAUAUACUACUAGAUUUAAAUCAAAAUCUUUUUGAUGAUAAUACUAAUGAAUUGUUAUUAUCUAGAGAUUUGAUUUCAAGUAACAUUAUUAAUUCCGAUUCUCUAAAUAUUGAUCAUAUGGAUAUAGAUUCAGACGUCACAACUGGUAUCAUAGAUUCAACAACUAGAGAUUCUAAUUCAUCUAAUACAAUACUCUCUCCAGAUUUGGACGAUAUCGACUCCUUAGAUGUCGACAUAUAUCCAAUCUCCAAUAAAGUAAGCUCGUUAAAUCUUUUAAAUACAGCAGAAUCUUUGACAACAUUAGAAGAUUCUUCUUCAUUUAAAUCCAAUAGCAUUAAACCCAUUAAGAAUAAAUAUAAAAAAUCUACUAAAUCUUUAAAGUCUACUAAAUUGAAUAAAUCUGUUAAAUUAGCAAAGGCAAAUAAUUCUAUGAAGAGACAAAAUCAAACAAAUCAAGCAAUUAAUAAUCAUACCCACCACCAUCAUCAUCAUAUCCAUGACAAUAACGCAUCUUUAAAGCCAGAAUCAAAAGAUAAUAAAGAAGCUUCAUCCAAUUCUAAAUCAUCACCUUCAAAUAAUAAAGAUGCUACCAAUACAAAUAAGUCCUCUGAGAGUUUAUUACCUGAAUUAUUUGUUUGCAAAAUUAUUAAUCCAAUCACAAAAAUUCCUUGCUCUGCUCAAUUUUCAAGACCUUAUGAUUUGACAAGACAUAAGAAUACAAUUCAUGCAGAAAAUAAAAUCGUGUUCCAUUGUUUAGAAUGUGUUAAAACAUUAGGUGAUCAGGGCUAUCAAAAGACAUUUUCAAGAUUAGAUGCAUUGUCAAGACAUAUCAAAUCCAAGCAUGAAUCAUUAUCAUUACAAGAAAGAAAAGAAAUUACAAAUUUUGCCAAGAAAAAUUUAACUUAUAUUACUGCCUAG